Micropterus salmoides (largemouth bass) is the source of this 1557-nucleotide messenger RNA. RefSeq names its product relaxin family peptide receptor 3.3a2 (gene rxfp3.3a2). Bases 80 to 1228 code for a protein of 382 amino acids. Lineage: Eukaryota; Metazoa; Chordata; Actinopteri; Centrarchiformes; Centrarchidae. Gene Ontology annotation, cellular component: membrane. Gene Ontology annotation, molecular function: G protein-coupled receptor activity. The transcript has a single exon. The record is from RefSeq and is a predicted model, not a curated record. Gene Ontology annotation, biological process: G protein-coupled receptor signaling pathway; immune response.
CUUGUUGGCGUCUGUGUAUGUUUUCGUCUGUGCGCGCAGUAGAAAGGCCUGGUGUGAGUACAGGUUCCUGACUUUAAAUAUGGAUGAAAUAUCUAAUCACAGCGCAGCAAUGAACCGAAGUUCACCUGGCGACGAGAAAUUCAGUUUCGAAGACAUCGAUGUCAGCGCAGACGGCACCCUCAUCUUGAGGGUACUCAUCUCCGUGGUGUACUCUGUAGUUUGCGCGGUGGGUUUAGUGGGGAAUCUGCUCGUCUUUUUCCUAAUGAGGUUACGACAAGGUCGGAAGAAGUCCACCAUCAAUUUCUUCAUCAUCAACUUGGCGGUCACGGACUUCCAGUUCGUGCUCACUCUGCCCUUCUGGGCCGUGGACACCGCGCUGGACUUCAGCUGGCCGUUUGGAGACGCCAUGUGCAAAAUCAUUCUCUCGGUCACAGUGAUGAACAUGUACGCCAGCGUGUUUUUCCUCACUGCCAUGAGUGUGACCCGCUACUUGUCUGUAGCCUCGUCUCUAAAGAAAAAUUCUUACAGGAGGUCACGGUGUGUGAAGUGGGUGUGCGCAGUGCUGUGGGUGGCGGCAACAGUGGCCACAGCUCCGACAACUAUCUUCUCCACAGUGACUGUGGUUGCUGGAGAAAAACUCUGCCUCCUCAAGUUUCCUGAAGGGCACGACUGGCUCGCUCUUUAUCACAUCCAGAAAAUAUUGAUCGCCUUCAUCGUCCCUAUGCUCAUAGUGUCUGUUAACUACAUGAUGCUCUUGCGCUUCCUAAGACAGAGGAGCAUGAACAGCACCAACCCUAGAAGGAGGUCCAGAGUCACCAAAUCUGUAGCUAUAGUGGUUUUGUCUUUCUUCUGCUGCUGGAUGCCAAAUCAUGCCAUCACCUUCUGGGGUGUCUUGGUCAAAUUUAACGCAGUCAACUGGGAUAAAUUAUAUUACACGGUUCAUACGUACGUGUUCCCGGUCACUGUGUGCUUGGCGCACGCAAACAGCUGCUUGAACCCGGUACUUUACUGCCUGAUGAGGCCAGAGAUUAGAAAGAUGCUCAGAGGUUUGUUUUGGAGAGUCUCCACUCCAUCCUCCAACAAGGGCUGCGCGACGCGCUCUUUUACGCAUGGAGAAACCCAGAGAGUCGUGCCUCUCCAGAUUAUGGACAACGGAGAGUACACGCUAUCCAUCAUAGACCGCAAAGGCUUAUCAAGCUCCAAUAUGAUCCCAUACACCCAACAUUAAUCUGGAGAAAAAUAGGAAAUUUUUCCACCUUUAGCUCAUUUUUCAUGCGUAAUGCUUUCGCUAGUAUCCCCAAUAUGAAGAUCUCUUAACUACACACAUUUAAGAAGCACGUUACCAUGUGUUAUGUGUUAUGAAAUAUGUAUGACAAAUGUAAUGUGGCAUUUAUUUAAUUUCUAAAGCUGCCAUUGUUUCAUUUUUUCUUUUCUCUCUCUCCUUUAAAUUGCAGCUGUGCGUAGCAUUUGUUUAUGACCUUUGCAAGAUUACUGUUCUUGGAAUGCUCCAUUUGCUUGACAAUUAGGAGCGACAAGAAACGGAAUUAACGUUUGCAA